AAAAGGCAAAGCGACCGACUCCAAGCUUUUCCCCAACCAUGAACACAACUUGCGACUUUGCAGUUUCUGCUCAAAUCACAACAAAGCAGAAGCAGCCGGCGGCUCACUGACAGAGUGAAUAACUUCUAGCGGCGAAUUCAAGCGGAAAAUUUCUCGCUCGUCAGCCAUUUUGAGAUUCGACCGAUCCGCGGCAGACCGCCAAUCAACCACAACCAACAGUUGCUGAUUCCAUCCACCACAUUCUAGCAUCCAUCGAGUCGCGACUUCAGAUCUUCCAUCUAACCAGCUCCGCCGGCCAUCAGAGUUUCCUCUGAAUCUUUUUCUUUCCAUUUCAGUUGAUAUAGUAGGCAAAUCUGCGGAUGGGAUUUGGCUUGUGAUUGCAGGGGAGAAUUUGCGGAGGAGCAUCGCGCGUGAGGCCUGCAGGGUAGCUGGGGAACGGAGCGAUAUUAUUUCCUGCUCUCCUCUACUAGUCAUCAUCAUCUUCUCUCCAAGCAAUCCAUUGCAGCAGAACAGCGAUAUCUCUACUACUUGUUGAGCAUCACUGGAUUGACUUGUUGAUUGCCCCUUCACACGUUUCACACCCAUCAUGGAAGACCACGGCGAUGAAGUGGCGGCCGAUUUCCGUGAGGCGCUCCAGGACUUGACCACCAAUGCUCGCUUUGAAAUCGUCACAUUGACCAACAUCGCCCGAGAGAACGCCGACCAUGGUCUGGCCAUUUCAGAGGUCCUCACAAAUCACAUCAAAGAGGCACCCGCCUCCAAAACCCUACCCGCCCUCUACGUCCUGGACUCGAUCGUGAAGAAUGUUCCGACUCCCUACGCCCUAUAUUUCGGCCCCAAGCUCUAUCAAAUCUUCAUGGGUUCCUACACCAAAGUCGAUAACGCGACACGGAGAAAGAUGGACGAAAUGCUGAAGACAUGGAAGGAACCUGUAGCCGGGUCCAUCUCCAAGAAACCGGUCUUCCCACUUGAAUUGGUCCGACCCAUUGAGAACGCUCUACUGGCUGCCCGCAAUGCCUACAUGGAGCAAGCCAAAUUCCAGACCCAUCUCAUGCGAGGGCGUCCGGCCGGCCCGCCUGCCAGAGAUACGCCGACACCUCCUAUGGGCAGAGCUUACCAACCACCACCACCACCACCACCACAUGGACAGCCGCCAUAUCAGGGACCACCUAAUGGACAGUACCCGCCGCCUGGAGAACAGGCCUAUCCCAUGCGCUCCGGGAACACACCCAAUGGCGUCCCUAACCGUGCUACGCCACCGCAGCCUGCUCCAUCAGCCGGGCCAUAUGCUCACUACCAGCCACCUCCCAACCAAGGUCCCUAUGGUGUUCCUCCAGCUCCAGGAAUAAACAUAGACAAGUUGAAAGAUGAUAUCCAGCAGUUGAUCGAGCUGGACAGGGCGGGUUUUGCCCAGAACAUGCAUGAUGCUAGUAAACAAAACAGACUGAAGGCUUUGCUGGAUUUGCAAAAAGUAGUCCAGAGCCAAAACCUGCCUCAGGAGCAGUUGAUGAUCAUAAGCGAUCAAGUUGCUAAACUUGCUGUAAACAUGCGCGCUGCCCAGGCGCAGCCACCGCCAUCAUAUCCUCCUGCUCUGCCACCACCAUACAACUCGCACACCCCAACACCUCCUGUUGUAACUCAACAGUUUGCACCUCCCCCAGUUGUUGCCGCUGCUCCUCCACCUUCUGUACUGCCCCAAUUACCAGCGGUACUAGCGGCGGCUCUGGGACGUCCGGCAUCAAAUGUUGCUCCCGUGCCCGUGGCAGCGGCACCACCACCACCAGUCCGUCCGGCAACCACCGCAGGAGGUGCCGCUCCGGGAACACUAUCUCUCGAUGCGAUUCUUGGCCAGGGCGCUCUGGCUGCGCUUUUGGCGGCCAAGAAACCUGCCACCCCUCAACAGUCAUCUACUGCGCCGGUUCCGCCGGCGGCGGCUGUACCACCUGCUUUGGCCGCGCUGCGAUCACCACCGCAACAAGCAGCUCCAUUUCAACCACCACCAGCACCACCAGUUGCUCAACAACAACCGCCCGCUGCGGCAGCCAACCCGUUGACACAGAACCCAUCGGCUUUAUUGGCUAUGCUACGGCAGUCCGGCCUUCUCGGCGGCACCCCCGGCGUACCUACACCACCACCCGCCAUCCCAUCUCUCCCACCCCCGGAUCCGAACAUCAUAACUCUCACCCCUGCCUCUCUCAAAUUCCCCCGCCUGCAUCUGUUGCCUUAUCUCCUCGAUCACCUCGGCCCCCCCUGCUCCCAGUGCGGCCGCCGCUUCCCCACCACGGAAGAGGGCAGAAAGAAGAAGACGCAGCACAUGGACUGGCACUUUCGUGUUCAUCAGCGUGUUGCUGAGGCUGAGCAAAGGGGUCAGCACCGGUCGCAGUUUGUGAGCGAGCUUGAUUGGAUUCAGAGUCACGAGGAGCCGGAUGUGGAUUAUAACGCCCCCAGCGGCGGGGGCGGGUCAGGAGACGGGGAUGGGAGCGAGAGUGAUGAUAAUGAUUGGUCUGCUGCGGUAAAAGGGGGGAGGAGGAAGAAGAACGAGAAGAAGAAGAGGUGGAUCACCGCGCCUGAUGAGGGGGAUGGGACGGGGACGGGGACGAACAAGGUCUGCCCGAUCUGCCAGGAGAAAUUCCAGAGUAGGUAUCUGGAGGAGGUGCAGGAUUGGGUUUGGAUGGAUGCGGUUGUUGUUGGAUCUGGGCAGGGGAGGAGGGUGUUUCAUGGGACUUGUUGGGAUGAGGUUAAUACUGGUGGGGAGGGGGAGGGCAGGGGCAGGGGACAAUGGUGA
Podospora pseudopauciseta is the source of this 2785-nucleotide messenger RNA. It is a transcript of the gene PCF11, whose product is annotated as mRNA 3' end processing factor. The coding region runs from base 587 to 2785 and encodes 732 amino acids. The record is from RefSeq and is a predicted model, not a curated record. Gene Ontology annotation, biological process: termination of RNA polymerase II transcription. The transcript is spliced from 3 exons. Gene Ontology annotation, cellular component: mRNA cleavage factor complex; cytoplasm. NCBI's taxonomy places the organism in Eukaryota, Fungi, Ascomycota, Sordariomycetes, Sordariales, Podosporaceae. Gene Ontology annotation, molecular function: mRNA binding; RNA polymerase II complex binding.